AUGUGGGCGGUGGCGCUGUUGGUGUUUCUGCCUGGUUACCUUCCCGGAGCGCUAGUGCUAGGGCAGCGACUCUGGCGGCAGCGGGACCGGUUGCACGGGGCGAAAAGGGUGCUUUUGGUGGAUAAAGGCAGUUUUUCGCACUCCCAAUUGGAGCUUUUGGCCAGUGUGUGGGAGGAGCUAGUGGACGUCAAUUUGGCGCUGGAGAGCUCGAGGGAGGCUGAAAAUUGGGGGUUUGGCUCGUGGCGAGACGGACAUUUACAUGCGCUAGUUAAAGUCGAACUUUGGGCUUUGGAAUAUGAAAAAGUGUUGUACUUGGACUGCGAUACUCUUCCUAGAGACCUGCCUGGAGGAGGCCUGGUGGGAGACCUUUUGGCGGUAGAGGUCGCGCUGGGGGCAGUGGCUGCUGCUCCAGACGCUGGAUGCCCAGAUACGUUUAACAGUGGGGUGAUGGUGCUUAGGCCGGGGAAAGAGACGUACGAGGAACUUAAGGAGGCUGCUAAGGAAGGCUUUUCGUAUGAUGGAGCUGACCAGGGGUUGUUUAAUAUGGUGUUUAACAGUGACCCAGAUUGGCCUGGGCUCGCAGAAUGGACUUUUUCGCAGCCAGAGAUCAAGGCUCAGAAACCUGGAAGAUGGGUGCCAGUACCGUAUUUGUAUAAUACGGCUGCUGAGGUGGCAGGCCCGGCGCUUGGGUUUUACUCGCUGGCCGCUGAUCGCCAUUUCAAACCGCUGGUCAAGUGUGUGCACUUUAUAGGACCUAGGAAGCCCUGGCAUGGCGGUUUGGGCAGGUAUACCGAUGAAUGGUGGGCUGCAUGGCGGGACUUGGCGGGUGGAAUGUCUGUGGAGGAGUUUACCAGAGGGAAUGUGGCUGUUGUAAAGCAAUUGAGUGUUCCUGGUGUUGGUGGUGGUGCUAUGGAGGAGGAUAAAACAGUGUAUAUUCCUUUGGAGAAACUGUUUUCUGUGGAGCUGGAAUGUGCACCUCCCAUGGCCAAAGUACCUUCGGAGCAUCUGGAAUAUUUACCUCUUCAAGAUGAAAAUCCACUUUUUGUUGCUGAUGUUCCUGUGGUGGAGUCUGGUGGACUCACACCUGCUGAUUUAUGUGAUCCACUUAAGUACAUCGCAGCAUUUGGUCCUACUGUUGAAGAUGCAUCAUGGGACGCUACAAGAGAAGCUCCUCCGAUGGAGGAGCCCAAACAAGAACAGUUUGUGGACGAAAUGAAGGCGUACAGGUCUCAUUGGGAGGAACCAGAGAGGCACGAGCCAGUGGAGAGUAUACUGCCAGAAGUUGUCCAGCCUCCAGAGGAGCCAAAAGUUGAUGAGUUCCAAGAGGUUGUUCCAAAAGCACCACUAGACCCAGUAGAGUUCGAGGAACCAGAAGUCCCCAUAGAGUCUCCACCAGUGCUUGAUAACCUCAGUAUCUUCCAUACCCAGGUCGCUGAGCGUGUCUUCGACGAUAGAUCCAACUACACGCCCCAGCAUAAUCUUCUACUUAGAGAGAAGAAAGAGAAAGCUCUGGAAUUGCCCAAGGUACCUAUUUCGCCAAAGAUACUUGGACCUCAAGUACUAGAAGCAGAGGAGUCACUGGAUAGCGAGGAAGAAGCAGCAGAAGAAGUGCCAAUUACGAGUGAAGCAUCCAAAAAGGACGUUGAAGACCUUGUAGAAGAUCUUCAAGAGGAACCUAAAAAGCCACAAGUCAUGUUGGAUCCGAUUUUCCCAUGGGAGCUUCGUCCAUCCAAGGCAGCUGAAAGAACCUUCAGAUACUAG
Messenger RNA from Candidozyma haemuli, 1761 nucleotides. Its product is annotated as glycogenin glucosyltransferase. The record is from RefSeq and is a predicted model, not a curated record. Gene Ontology annotation, cellular component: cytoplasm. The transcript has a single exon. Bases 1 to 1761 code for a protein of 586 amino acids. Gene Ontology annotation, molecular function: glycosyltransferase activity. NCBI's taxonomy places the organism in Eukaryota, Fungi, Ascomycota, Pichiomycetes, Serinales, Metschnikowiaceae.